AUGGGAGACGGAGGAGAAGGCGAGGACGAAGUCCAGUUCCUGCGGACGGAUGACGAGGUGGUCCUGCAGUGCAGCGCCACCGUGCUCAAGGAGCAGCUCAAGCUCUGCCUGGCGGCUGAGGGCUUCGGCAACCGCCUCUGCUUCCUGGAGCCCACCAGCAACGCGCAGAAUGUGCCCCCUGACCUGGCCAUCUGCUGCUUCAUCCUGGAGCAGUCUCUGUCAGUCCGAGCCUUGCAGGAGAUGCUGGCCAACACUGUAGAGGCUGGCGUAGAGUCAUCCCAGGGUGGAGGACAUAGAACACUUCUGUAUGGCCAUGCCAUCCUGCUCCGGCAUGCACACAGUCGCAUGUACCUGAGUUGUCUUACUACCUCCCGCUCCUUGACUGACAAGCUGGCCUUCGAUGUGGGACUACAGGAGGAUGCAACAGGAGAAGCCUGUUGGUGGACAAUGCACCCAGCCUCCAAACAAAGGUCUGAAGGAGAGAAGGUUCGAGUUGGAGAUGAUCUCAUUCUUGUCAGUGUCUCCUCCGAGCGCUACCUGCACCUGUCCACAGCCAGUGGGGAGCUCCAGGUUGACGCUUCCUUCAUGCAGACUCUGUGGAACAUGAACCCUAUCUGUUCCUGCUGUGAAGAGGGCUAUGUGACAGGGGGACAUGUCCUCCGUCUGUUUCACGGACACAUGGAUGAAUGUCUGACCAUUUCUCCUUCUGACAGUGAUGACCAGCGCAGACUUGUCUACUACGAGGGAGGAUCUGUGUGUACCCAUGCUCGCUCUCUCUGGAGGCUGGAGCCGCUGAGAAUCAGUUGGAGUGGGAGCCACCUACGCUGGGGCCAGCCUCUGCGAAUCCGGCAUGUGACCACUGGGCGGUACCUGGCACUCACCGAGGACCAGGGCCUGGUCGUGGUGGAUGCCAGCAAGGCCCACACCAAGGCCACUUCCUUUUGCUUCCGUAUCUCCAAGGAGAAGCUGGAUGUGGCCCCCAAGCGAGAUGUGGAAGGCAUGGGCCCCCCUGAGAUCAAGUACGGAGAAUCGUUGUGCUUUGUGCAGCAUGUGGCUUCAGGCCUGUGGCUCACUUAUGCUGCCCCUGAUACCAAGGCCUUGCGACUUGGUGUGCUCAAGAAGAAGGCCAUGCUACAUCAGGAAGGUCACAUGGAUGAUGCCCUGUCACUGACCCGCUGCCAGCAGGAGGAGUCACAGGCUGCCCGGAUGAUUUACAGCACGGCUGGCCUGUACAACCAGUUCAUCAAGGGCCUGGAUAGCUUCAGCGGGAAGCCACGGGGCUCAGGACCGCCUGUUGGCUCUGCGCUGCCCAUCGAGGGUGUCAUUCUGAGCCUGCAGGACCUCAUCGGCUACUUUGAGCCUCCCUCAGAGGAGCUUCAGCAUGAGGAGAAGCAGAGCAAGCUGCGCAGUUUACGCAACCGCCAGAGCCUCUUCCAGGAGGAGGGGAUGCUCUCCCUGGUCCUGAAUUGCAUUGACCGCCUGAAUGUCUACACCACCGCUGCCCACUUCGCCGAAUUUGCAGGGGAGGAGGCGGCUGAGUCCUGGAAAGAGAUUGUGAACCUGCUGUAUGAACUCCUGGCCUCUUUGAUCCGUGGCAAUCGUACCAACUGUGCCCUCUUCUCCACCAACUUGGACUGGCUGGUCAGCAAGCUGGAUCGGCUAGAGGCCUCAUCUGGAAUCCUGGAGGUGCUGUACUGCGUCCUUAUCGAGAGUCCUGAAGUCCUGAAUAUCAUCCAAGAGAACCACAUCAAGUCCAUUAUCUCCCUCCUUGACAAGCAUGGGAGAAACCACAAGGUCCUGGAUGUGCUAUGUUCUCUGUGUGUGUGCAAUGGUGUGGCCGUGCGCUCCAACCAAGAUCUCAUUACUGAGAACUUGCUCCCAGGUCGUGAGCUUCUGUUGCAGACAGAUCUGAUCAACUACGUUACCAGUAUCCGCCCCAACAUCUUUGUGGGACGAGCAGAGGGUUCCACGCAGUAUGGCAAAUGGUACUUUGAGGUGAUGGUGGAUGAGGUAGUUCCAUUCCUGACAGCUCAGGCCACCCACCUGCGGGUGGGAUGGGCCCUCACUGAGGGCUAUAGCCCCUACCCUGGAGGUGGCGAGGGCUGGGGAGGCAAUGGAGUCGGCGAUGACCUCUAUUCCUAUGGCUUUGAUGGGCUGCAUCUCUGGACAGGUCAUGUGGCACGCCCAGUGACUUCUCCAGGACAACACCUUCUAGCCCCAGAGGAUGUGGUCAGCUGCUGCCUGGAUCUUAGUGUACCAUCCAUAUCCUUCCGCAUCAAUGGCUGUCCUGUUCAAGGUGUCUUUGAAGCCUUCAACCUUGAUGGGCUCUUCUUUCCAGUUGUCAGCUUCUCAGCGGGUGUCAAAGUGCGGUUUCUCCUUGGUGGCCGCCAUGGGGAAUUUAAAUUCCUCCCCCCACCUGGCUAUGCCCCAUGCCAUGAGGCUGUGCUACCUCGAGAGCGACUCCAUCUUGAACCCAUCAAGGAGUAUCGACGGGAAGGUCCCCGGGGACCCCACCUGGUGGGACCCAGUCGCUGCCUCUCACACACUGACUUCGUGCCCUGUCCUGUGGACACUGUCCAGAUUGUCCUGCCUCCUCAUCUGGAACGCAUUCGGGAGAAGCUAGCAGAAAACAUCCAUGAACUCUGGGCGCUGACUCGCAUCGAGCAGGGCUGGACCUAUGGCCAGGUUCGAGAUGACAACAAGAGGCUGCAUCCAUGUCUUGUGGAUUUCCACAGCCUGCCAGAGCCUGAGAGAAAUUACAACCUGCAGAUGUCAGGGGAGACGCUCAAGACUCUGCUGGCGCUGGGCUGCCAUGUGGGCAUGGCUGAUGAGAAGGCAGAGGACAACCUGAAGAAGACAAAACUCCCCAAAACGUAUAUGAUGAGCAAUGGGUACAAGCCUGCCCCCCUGGACCUGAGCCACGUGCGUCUGACACCAGCACAGACGACACUGGUGGAUCGGCUGGCAGAGAAUGGACACAAUGUGUGGGCAAGAGACCGUGUGGCCCAGGGCUGGAGCUAUAGUGCUGUGCAGGACAUCCCUGCUCGCAGAAACCCUCGCCUAGUGCCCUACCGCCUGCUUGAUGAGGCCACCAAGCGCAGCAACCGAGACAGCCUCUGCCAGGCUGUGCGUACCCUGCUGGGCUAUGGUUACAACAUUGAACCACCUGACCAGGAGCCCAGCCAAGCAGAGAACCAGUCUCGAGGAGACCGGACACGCAUCUUCAGGGCAGAAAAAUCCUAUGUGGUACAGAGUGGCCGCUGGUACUUUGAGUUCGAGGCAGUUACCACGGGCGAGAUGCGAGUGGGCUGGGCGAGGCCUGAACUGCGACCGGAUGUAGAGCUGGGAGCUGAUGAGUUGGCCUAUGUCUUCAAUGGGCAUAGGGGCCAGCGCUGGCACUUGGGAAGUGAGUCAUUUGGACGUCCCUGGCAGUCAGGCGAUGUCGUUGGCUGCAUGAUUGACCUCACAGAGAACAACAUUAUCUUUACUCUCAAUGGCGAGAUCCUCAUGUCUGAUUCAGGCUCUGAGACGGCCUUUCGGGAGAUUGAAAUUGGUGACGGCUUCCUGCCUGUCUGCAGCCUGGGACCUGGCCAGGUGGGUCACCUGAAUCUGGGCCAAGAUGUGAGCUCCCUGAGAUUCUUUGCCAUCUGUGGCCUCCAAGAAGGGUUUGAGCCAUUCGCCAUCAACAUGCAACGCCCGGUCACCACUUGGUUCAGCAAAAGCCUUCCACAGUUUGAACCCGUGCCCCUUGAGCACCCCCACUAUGAGGUAUCACGCAUGGAUGGCACUGUGGACACGCCCCCCUGCCUACGACUGACCCACCGUACCUGGGGCUCCCAAAACAGUCUGGUGGAGAUGCUUUUUCUGCGGCUGAGUCUUCCGGUUCAAUUCUACCAGCAUUUCCGCUGCACUGCUGGGGCCACUCCUCUGGCACCCCCUGGCCUACAGCCCCCUGCCGAAGAUGAGGCCAGAGCCGCAGAACCAGACCCUGACUAUGAAAACCUACGCCGUUCAGCUGGAGGCUGGGGUGAAGCUGAGGCGGGCAAGGAAGGAACUGCUAAGGAUGGGGGCACUCCUCAGCCUGGGAUGGAGGCCCAGCCUGUAAGGGCAGAAAAUGAAAAGGAUGCUACCACAGAGAAGAACAAGAAAAGAGGGUUCCUCUUUAAGGCCAAGAAGGCUGCCAUGAUGACCCAGCCACCAGCUACCCCUGUUCUGCCCCGACUCCCUCGUGAGGUGGUACCCACUGACAACCGUGAUGAUCCUGAGAUUAUCCUGAACACUACCACGUACUACUACUCCGUGAGGGUCUUUGCUGGCCAGGAACCUAGCUGUGUAUGGGUGGGUUGGGUCACUCCUGACUACCAUCAGCACGACAUGACCUUCGACUUGACCAAAGUCCGGGCAGUGACAGUGACCAUGGGGGAUGAACAAGGCAAUGUCCACAGCAGCCUCAAAUGCAGCAACUGCUAUAUGGUAUGGGGCGGGGACUUUGUGAGCCCUGGGCAGCAGGGCCGGAUCAGCCACACAGACCUUGUCAUUGGCUGCCUGGUGGACUUGGCCACUGGUUUAAUGACCUUUACAGCCAAUGGCAAAGAGAGCAACACCUUUUUCCAGGUGGAACCCAACACGAAGUUGUUUCCUGCCGUCUUUGUCCUGCCCACCCACCAGAACGUCAUCCAGUUUGAACUGGGGAAGCUAAAGAACAUCAUGCCGCUGUCAGCAGCUAUGUUCCUGAGUGAGCGCAAGAAUCCAGCCCCACAGUGCCCACCGAGGUUGGAGGUACAGAUGCUCAUGCCAGUCUCCUGGAGCCGAAUGCCCAACCACUUCCUGCAGGUGGACACCCGGCGUGCGGGUGAGCGGCUCGGCUGGGCUGUUCAGUGCCAGGAACCGUUGACUAUGAUGGCGCUUCACAUCCCCGAGGAGAACAGGUGCAUGGACAUCCUGGAGCUCUCUGAACGCCUGGAUCUGCAGCGCUUCCACUCACACACCCUGUCCCUUUACCGAGCCGUGUGCGCUCUGGGCAACAACCGCGUGGCGCAUGCUCUGUGCAGCCACGUGGACCAGGCCCAGUUAUUGCACACGCUGGAGGAUGCGCACCUACCGGGGCCUCUUCGCGCAGGCUACUACGACCUCCUCAUCAGCAUCCACCUGGAAAGUGCCUGCCGCAGCCGGCGCUCCAUGCUCUCUGAAUACAUUGUGCCCCUCACCCCAGAGACCCGGUCCAUCACCCUCUUCCCACCUGGAAGAAGUGCGGAAGAUGGUCCCCGCCGCCACGGCCUGCCUGGCGUUGGAGUCACGACUUCCCUGAGGCCCCCGCACCAUUUCUCACCCCCCUGUUUCGUGGCUGCCCUGCCAGCUGCUGGAGGAACAGAAGCUCCCGCUCGCCUCAGCCCUGCCAUCCCGCUGGAGGCCCUGCGGGACAAGGCUCUGAGAAUGCUGGGCGAGGCGGUGCGAGACGGUGGGCAGCAUGCUCGAGACCCCAUCGGGGGCUCCGUGGAGUUCCAGUUUGUGCCUGUCCUCAAACUUGUGUCUACUUUGCUGGUGAUGGGUGUCUUUAGUGAUGAGGAUGUGAAACAGAUCUUGAAGAUGAUUGAACCCGAAGUGUUCACUGAGAUAGAAGAAGAGGAGGAGGAGGCAGAAGAGGAGGAAGAAGAAGAUGAGGAGGAGAAGGAAGAGGACGAAGAGGAGGAGGCACAGGAGAAGGAAGAUGAAGAGAAAGAGGAAGAGGAGGCAGCAGAAGGAGAGAAAGAAGAAGGCUUGGAGGAGGGACUGCUCCAGAUGAAGCUGCCAGAGUCUGUGAAGUUACAGAUGUGUCACCUCCUGGAGUAUUUCUGUGAUCAAGAGCUGCAGCACCGUGUAGAGUCCCUGGCUGCCUUCGCAGAGCGCUAUGUAGACAAGCUGCAAGGCAACCAGAGAGGUCGUUAUGGACUCCUCAUGAAAGCCUUCACCAUGAGUGCAGCAGAGACUGCAAGACGCACCCGCGAGUUCCGCUCGCCACCCCAGGAGCAGAUCAACAUGCUUCUGCAUUUCAAAAAUGGGGCUGAUUUGGAAGAUUGUCCUCUCCCUGAAGAGAUCCGACAGGAUCUGCUUGAUUUUCAUCAAGACCUGCUGGCACACUGUGGAAUUCAGCUGGAGGGGGAGGAGGAGGAACCAGAGGAAGAGACCAGCCUGAGCAGCCGCCUGAUGAGCCUGCUAGAGAAAGUGCGGCUAGUGAAGAAGGAGGAGGAGAAAACAGAGGAGGAGCCGCCAGCUGAGGAACACAAACCUGAGUCCUUACAGGAGCUAGUAUCCCACAUGGUGGUGCGCUGGGCCCAGGAGGACUUUGUGCAGAGCCCCGAGCUAGUCCGGGCCAUGUUCAGCCUUCUGCAUCGGCAGUAUGAUGGGCUGGGUGAGCUGCUGCGUGCCCUGCCGCGGGCAUAUACCAUCUCACCAUCUUCUGUGGCGGACACCAUGAGCCUGUUGGAAUGCCUCGGCCAGAUCCGCUCGCUGCUGAUUGUGCAGAUGGGGCCCCAGGAGGAGAAUCUUAUGAUCCAGAGCAUUGGGAACAUCAUGAACAACAAGGUCUUUUACCAACACCCAAACCUGAUGAGGGCCCUGGGUAUGCAUGAGACCGUCAUGGAGGUCAUGGUGAACGUCCUUGGGGGCGGUGAAUCUAAGGAGAUCCGCUUCCCCAAGAUGGUGACCAGCUGCUGCCGCUUUCUCUGCUACUUCUGCCGCAUUAGCCGGCAAAACCAGCGCUCCAUGUUUGACCACCUGAGCUACCUGCUGGAGAACAGUGGCAUUGGCCUGGGCAUGCAGGGUUCCACGCCCCUGGAUGUGGCAGCUGCCUCUGUCAUUGACAACAAUGAGCUGGCAUUGGCAUUGCAGGAGCAAGACCUGGAAAAGGUCGUAUCCUACCUGGCAGGCUGUGGCCUCCAAAGCUGCCCCAUGCUGCUGGCCAAGGGGUACCCAGAUAUCGGCUGGAAUCCCUGUGGUGGUGAGCGGUACCUGGACUUCCUGCGUUUUGCUGUCUUCGUCAAUGGUGAGAGUGUGGAAGAGAAUGCCAACGUGGUGGUACGACUGCUCAUUCGUAAGCCUGAGUGCUUCGGCCCCGCCCUGCGUGGUGAGGGUGGCUCAGGGCUGCUGGCUGCCAUUGAGGAAGCCAUCCGCAUCUCUGAGGAUCCUGCCAGGGAUGGCCCAGGUGUCCGCAGGGAUCGGCGACCGCACUUUGGUGAGGAGCCCCCUGAGGAAAACCGGGUACACCUGGGACAUGCCAUCAUGUCCUUCUAUGCUGCCUUGAUCGACCUGCUGGGACGCUGUGCACCAGAGAUGCAUCUAAUCCAAGCUGGCAAGGGGGAGGCUCUGAGAAUCCGGGCUAUCUUACGAUCUCUUGUGCCCUUGGAUGACCUUGUGGGCAUCAUCAGCCUCCCACUGCAGAUGCCUACACUGGGCAAAGAUGGGGCACUGGUCCAGCCAAAGAUGUCUGCAUCCUUCGUGCCUGACCACAAGGCAUCCAUAGUGCUCUUCCUGGACCGAGUAUAUGGUAUUGAUAACCAGGACUUCUUGUUACAUGUACUGGAUGUGGGCUUCCUUCCUGACAUGAGAGCAGCUGCCUCUCUGGACACGGCCACUUUCAGCACCACAGAGAUGGCGCUGGCUCUGAACCGUUACCUGUGCCUGGCGGUGCUUCCUUUGAUUACUAAGUGUGCACCCCUGUUUGCGGGAACCGAGCACCGGGCCAUUAUGGUGGACUCCAUGCUGCACACUGUGUACCGCCUGUCCCGGGGCCGCUCCCUCACCAAGGCUCAACGCGAUGUCAUCGAGGACUGCCUCAUGGCACUCUGCAGGUAUAUCCGCCCGUCCAUGCUACAGCACCUGCUGCGGCGCCUAGUGUUUGAUGUACCCAUCUUGAACGAGUUCGCCAAGAUGCCACUCAAGCUUCUCACCAACCACUAUGAGCGCUGCUGGAAGUAUUACUGCCUCCCCACGGGCUGGGCCAACUUUGGAGUCACCUCUGAGGAAGAGCUGCACCUCACACGCAAACUCUUCUGGGGCAUCUUUGACUCUCUGGCACAUAAGAAGUAUGACCAGGAGCUGUACCGCAUAGCCAUGCCUUGUCUAUGCGCCAUCGCAGGGGCCCUGCCUCCCGAUUACGUGGAUGCUUCCUUCUCAUCCAAGACAGAGAAAAAAGCCACAGUGGAUGCUGAAGGCAACUUUGAUCCCCGGCCUGUGGAGACCCUCAAUGUGAUCAUCCCAGAGAAGCUCGACUCCUUCAUUAACAAGUUUGCAGAGUACUCACAUGAGAAGUGGGCCUUCGACAAGAUCCAAAACAGCUGGUCCUAUGGAGAGAACAUAGAUGAGGAGCAAAAGACCCAUCCCAUGCUGAGACCCUACAAGACCUUUUCUGAAAAGGACAAAGAGAUUUAUCGCUGGCCUAUCAAAGAGUCCUUGAAGGCCAUGAUUGCCUGGGAGUGGACCAUAGAGAAGGCCAGGGAGGGCGAAGAAGAGAAGACAGAAAAGAAGAAAACAAGGAAGAUUUCCCAAACUGCCCAGACCUAUGAUCCCAGAGAAGGCUACAAUCCACAGCCUCCUGAUCUCAGUGGGGUUACCUUGUCCCGAGAGCUGCAGGCUAUGGCAGAACAACUGGCAGAGAAUUACCACAAUACCUGGGGGCGGAAGAAGAAGCAAGAAUUGGAGGCUAAGGGGGGUGGGACUCAUCCUCUGCUGGUCCCCUAUGACACACUCACUGCCAAGGAGAAGGCACGAGAUCGAGAGAAGGCUCAGGAACUGCUGAAGUUCCUACAGAUGAACGGCUAUGCCGUUACCAGAGGUCUUAAGGACAUGGAGCUGGACACAUCUUCCAUUGAGAAGCGGUUUGCGUUUGGCUUCCUGCAGCAGCUACUACGAUGGAUGGACAUUUCCCAAGAGUUCAUUGCCCACCUGGAGGCUGUGGUCAGCAGUGGGCGAGUGGAGAAAUCCCCACAUGAACAGGAGAUCAAAUUUUUUGCAAAGAUCCUGCUUCCCUUGAUCAACCAAUACUUCACCAACCACUGCCUCUAUUUCCUGUCCACGCCAGCCAAAGUCUUGGGCAGUGGUGGCCAUGCCUCCAACAAGGAGAAAGAAAUGAUCACCAGCCUUUUCUGCAAACUGGCUGCCCUUGUCCGCCAUCGUGUCUCUCUCUUUGGGACGGAUGCUCCUGCUGUGGUCAACUGUCUUCACAUUCUGGCACGUUCUCUGGAUGCCAGGACGGUGAUGAAGUCAGGCCCCGAAAUCGUGAAGGCUGGCCUCCGCUCCUUCUUCGAAAGCGCCUCGGAGGACAUCGAGAAGAUGGUGGAGAACCUGCGGCUGGGCAAGGUGUCCCAAGCACGCACACAAGUGAAGGGCGUGGGCCAGAACCUCACCUACACCACUGUGGCCCUGCUGCCUGUCCUUACCACCCUCUUCCAGCACAUUGCCCAGCAUCAGUUUGGAGAUGAUGUCAUCUUGGAUGAUGUCCAGGUCUCUUGUUACCGAACACUGUGCAGUAUCUACUCACUGGGAACCACCAGGAACCCGUAUGUGGAAAAGCUACGGCCAGCCCUUGGGGAGUGCCUGGCCCGCUUGGCUGCAGCCAUGCCAGUGGCAUUUUUGGAACCUCAGCUGAAUGAGUACAAUGCCUGUUCCGUGUACACCACAAAGUCACCGCGGGAGAGGGCCAUCCUGGGGCUCCCUAACAGCGUGGAGGAAAUGUGUCCUGACAUCCCAGUGUUGGAGCGGCUCAUGGCAGAUAUUGGAGGACUGGCCGAGUCAGGGGCCCGCUACACAGAGAUGCCACAUGUCAUUGAGAUCACCCUCCCCAUGCUCUGUAGCUACCUGCCCCGCUGGUGGGAGCGUGGGCCCGAGGCUCCCCCACCAGCCCUGCCUGCCGGGGCCCCGCCUCCCUGCACAGAGGUCACCUCUGACCACCUCAACUCUCUGCUGGGGAACAUCCUGCGAAUCAUUGUCAACAACCUGGGCAUCGAUGAGGCCUCAUGGAUGAAGCGGCUUGCUGUGUUUGCUCAGCCCAUCGUGAGCCGUGCUCGGCCGGAGCUGCUUCGCUCCCACUUCAUCCCCACCAUAGGGCGGCUGCGCAAGCGGGCAGGGAAGGUGGUGGCUGAGGAGGAGCAGCUGCGCCUGGAAGCCAAGGCCGAAGCAGAGGAGGGCGAGCUCCUGGUGCGAGAUGAGUUCUCAGUCCUCUGCCGGGACCUGUAUGCCCUCUACCCGCUGCUCAUCCGCUAUGUGGACAACAACAGGGCGCACUGGUUGACAGAGCCCAAUCCCAACGCAGAGGAGCUGUUCAGGAUGGUGGGUGAAAUCUUCAUCUAUUGGUCCAAGUCCCACAACUUCAAGCGUGAGGAGCAGAACUUCGUGGUCCAGAAUGAGAUCAAUAACAUGUCCUUUCUGACUGCUGACAACAAAAGCAAAAUGGCCAAGGCGGGAGAUGUACAGUCAGGUGGCUCGGACCAGGAACGGACCAAGAAAAAGCGCCGGGGGGACCGGUACUCUGUGCAGACCUCGCUGAUCGUGGCUACGCUCAAGAAGAUGUUACCCAUUGGCCUGAACAUGUGUGCCCCCACUGACCAGGACCUCAUUGGGCUGGCCAAGGCCCGCUAUGCCCUGAAAGACACAGAUGAGGAGGUCCGAGAAUUCCUACAAAACAACCUCAACCUGCAGGGAAAGGUCGAAGGCUCCCCAUCUCUACGCUGGCAGAUGGCCCUGUAUCGGGGCCUCCCAGGCCGGGAGGAGGAUGCUGAUGACCCAGAGAAAAUUGUGCGCAGAGUCCAGGAAGUAUCUGCAGUUCUCUACCACCUCGAGCAGACCGAGCACCCUUACAAGUCCAAGAAGGCAGUGUGGCACAAGCUCUUGUCCAAACAACGUCGGCGGGCAGUUGUGGCCUGUUUUCGCAUGACACCCCUGUACAACCUGCCCACACACCGGGCAUGUAACAUGUUCUUGGAGAGCUACAAGGCUGCAUGGAUCCUGACUGAGGACCACAGUUUUGAGGACCGCAUGAUAGAUGACCUUUCAAAAGCUGGGGAGCAGGAGGAAGAGGAGGAAGAAGUAGAGGAGAAGAAGCCAGACCCCUUGCACCAGUUGGUCCUGCACUUUAGCCGCACUGCUCUGACUGAAAAGAGUAAACUAGACGAGGAUUACCUAUACAUGGCAUACGCUGACAUCAUGGCAAAGAGCUGCCAUAUGGAGGAGGGGGGGGAGAAUGGAGAAGCUGAAGGAGAAGAAGAGGCUGAGGUGUCUUUUGAGGAGAAGGAGAUGGAGAAGCAGAGGCUGUUGUAUCAACAGUCACGGCUGCACAACCGGGGGGCCGCUGAGAUGGUACUACAGAUGAUCAGUGCCUGCAAAGGUGAAACGGGCGCCAUGGUGUCCUCCACCCUGAAGUUGGGCAUCUCCAUCCUUAAUGGAGGCAAUGCAGAGGUGCAGCAGAAAAUGCUGGACUACCUGAAGGAUAAGAAGGAAGUGGGAUUCUUCCAGAGUAUCCAGGCACUCAUGCAAACAUGCAGUGUCCUGGACCUCAAUGCCUUUGAGAGGCAGAACAAGGCAGAGGGGCUGGGCAUGGUGAAUGAGGAUGGCACUGUCAUCAAUCGCCAGAACGGAGAGAAGGUCAUGGCUGAUGAUGAAUUCACACAAGACCUCUUCCGGUUCCUACAGCUGCUCUGUGAGGGACAUAACAAUGAUUUCCAGAACUAUCUUAGGACACAGACAGGAAACACAACUACUAUUAACAUCAUCAUUUGCACAGUGGACUAUCUCUUGCGGUUGCAGGAAUCCAUCAGCGAUUUCUACUGGUACUACUCAGGCAAGGAUGUCAUUGAGGAACAGGGCAAGAGAAACUUCUCCAAGGCUAUGUCAGUGGCUAAACAGGUGUUCAAUAGCCUUACAGAGUACAUUCAGGGCCCCUGCACUGGGAACCAGCAGAGCCUGGCACAUAGCCGUCUCUGGGACGCUGUGGUAGGAUUCCUACACGUGUUUGCCCACAUGAUGAUGAAGCUUGCUCAGGACUCCAGCCAGAUUGAGCUGUUGAAGGAGCUGCUCGAUCUACAGAAGGACAUGGUGGUGAUGCUGCUGUCCCUACUGGAAGGGAACGUGGUGAAUGGCAUGAUCGCCCGGCAGAUGGUAGACAUGCUCGUGGAAUCCUCAUCCAACGUGGAGAUGAUCCUCAAGUUCUUCGACAUGUUCCUGAAACUCAAGGACAUUGUGGGCUCCGAGGCCUUCCAGGACUAUGUCACUGAUCCCCGGGGUCUCAUCUCUAAGAAGGACUUCCAGAAGGCUAUGGAUAGUCAGAAGCAGUUCACUGGCCCGGAGAUCCAGUUCCUGCUUUCCUGCUCUGAAGCAGAUGAGAAUGAGAUGAUCAACUGCGAGGAGUUUGCCAACCGCUUCCAGGAACCAGCUCGUGACAUCGGCUUCAAUGUGGCAGUGCUGCUGACCAACCUGUCCGAGCACGUGCCACACGACCCACGCCUGCGCACCUUCUUGGAGCUGGCUGAGAGUAUCCUUGAGUACUUCCGGCCCUACCUGGGCCGCAUCGAGAUCAUGGGAGCCUCACGUCGCAUUGAGAGGAUCUACUUCGAGAUCUCAGAGACCAACCGCGCCCAGUGGGAGAUGCCCCAGGUGAAGGAGUCCAAGCGCCAGUUCAUCUUCGACGUGGUGAAUGAGGGCGGUGAGUCGGAGAAGAUGGAGCUGUUCGUGAGCUUCUGCGAGGACACCAUCUUUGAGAUGCAGAUUGCAGCGCAGAUCUCGGAGCCUGAGGGGGAGCCAGAGGAGUCGGAGGACGAGGGUGCCACUGAGGCUGGCACGGAGGUUCCCGAGGAGGGAUCGGCAGGUCCCGAGGGCACCACAGGCGCAGUGGCAGCUGGUGUCACUGCGAGGUUGGCAGCUGCCGUGAGCCGGGCGCUGCGGGGUCUUAGCUACCGCAGCCUGCGGCGGCGGGUGCGGAAGCUGCGACGGCUGACAGCGCGGGAGGCGGCCACGGCGGUGGUGGCACUGCUCUGGGCGGUGGUGACCCAGGCAGGAUCAGCAGGUGCUGGGGCAGCAGCAGGCACACUGCGCCUCCUCUGGGGCUCCCUCUUUGGCGGUGGCUUGGUAGACAGUGCCAAGAAAGUGACCGUCACUGAGCUCCUGGCGGGCAUGCCUGACCCCACUGGUGAUGAGGUGCAUGGCCAGCAGCCCACAGGGCCAGGUGGUGAUGCAGAUGGUGAAGGCGAGGGUGAGGGCGAGGGUGACACCCAGGAGGGUGCAGGUGAAGAAGAGGUGGCAUCGGAUGAGGCCCGGCAGGGCGGUGCAGACCGGGCUGUGGCUGUGGCCGAUGGGAGUCCUUUCCGGCCUGAAGGGGCUGGUGGUCUCGGGGACAUGGGUGAUACAACUCCAGUGGAGCCACCUACGCCUGAGGGUUCCCCGAUCCUCAAGAGGAAGCUGGGGGUGGAGGGAGAGGAGGAAGAACAGCCUCCAGAACCAGAGCCAGAGCCUGAACCAGAGAAAGCUGAUACUGAGAACGGGGAGAAGGAAGAAGUCCAAGAACCCCCACCGGAGGAGCCUCCCACGAAGACAGCACCCCCUCCACCCCCUCCAAAAAAGGAGGAAGCUGGAGGUGCAGGCUUGGAAUUCUGGGGGGAGCUGGAAGUACAGAGGGUGAAGUUCUUGAAUUACCUCUCCCGGAACUUUUACACUCUGCGGUUCCUUGCCCUCUUCUUGGCAUUUGCCAUCAACUUCAUCCUGCUGUUUUAUAAGGUCUCAGAUUCACCACCAGGAGAGGAUGACAUGGAGGGCUCAGCGGCUGGAGAGAUGUCGGGAGCAGGGUCUGGCGGUGGCUCUGGCUGGGGCUCAGGGGCCGGUGAGGAGGUAGAAGGUGAUGAGGAUGAAAACAUGGUAUACUAUUUCCUGGAAGAGAGUACAGGCUACAUGGAACCUGCUCUGCGGUGCUUGAGUCUGUUACACACACUGGUGGCCUUCCUCUGCAUCAUUGGCUACAACUGCCUUAAGGUGCCCCUGGUGAUCUUUAAACGGGAAAAGGAGCUAGCCCGCAAGCUGGAGUUCGAUGGCCUUUACAUCACAGAACAGCCUGAAGAUGACGAUGUGAAGGGACAGUGGGACCGCCUGGUACUGAACACACCGUCUUUCCCCAGCAACUACUGGGACAAGUUUGUCAAGCGGAAGGUUCUGGAUAAACAUGGGGACAUCUUUGGGCGAGAGCGGAUAGCAGAGCUGCUGGGCAUGGACCUGGCCUCACUGGAGAUCACUGCCCACAGUGGGCGCAAACCUGAGCCUCCCCCGGGGCUGCUCACCUGGCUCAUGUCCAUCGAUGUCAAAUACCAGAUAUGGAAGUUUGGAGUCAUAUUCACGGACAACUCUUUCCUAUACCUCGGCUGGUACAUGGUAAUGUCUCUCCUGGGUCACUACAACAACUUCUUCUUUGCUGCCCACCUCCUGGACAUCGCUAUGGGGGUGAAGACGCUGCGAACCAUCCUUUCCUCCGUUACCCACAACGGGAAGCAGCUGGUGAUGACCGUAGGCCUCCUGGCUGUGGUAGUCUAUCUGUACACCGUGGUGGCCUUCAACUUCUUCCGCAAGUUCUACAACAAGAGCGAGGAUGAGGACGAACCGGACAUGAAAUGUGAUGACAUGAUGACGUGUUAUCUAUUUCAUAUGUAUGUGGGUGUCCGGGCCGGCGGAGGCAUAGGGGACGAGAUCGAGGACCCGGCAGGGGAUGAGUACGAGCUCUAUCGUGUGGUCUUCGACAUCACCUUCUUCUUCUUCGUCAUCGUCAUCCUGCUGGCCAUCAUCCAGGGUCUGAUUAUUGACGCUUUUGGGGAGCUCCGAGACCAACAAGAACAAGUGAAGGAGGAUAUGGAGACCAAGUGCUUCAUCUGUGGAAUAGGCAGUGACUACUUCGAUACCACACCACACGGGUUUGAGACCCACACACUAGAGGAACACAACCUGGCCAAUUACAUGUUUUUCCUGAUGUAUUUGAUAAACAAGGAUGAGACUGAACACACAGGGCAGGAAUCUUACGUCUGGAAGAUGUACCAAGAGAGAUGUUGGGACUUCUUCCCAGCUGGCGACUGUUUCCGCAAGCAGUAUGAGGACCAGCUUAGCUGAGAGCCUUCUUCCCAGCUGGCCCCCACCCUGCCCCCAGCCUCCACUUCAAGUGCCUUAUUCUCAUUGCAAGUCCUUAGCCCCAAAGCCCCUACCCCCAGGCAGCUGGGGAGGAGGGGGAGAGGUGACCUUGUACUUGGAAAUAAAGUCUGUGCUACACCCUUGGCAUCAUUACAUUGAGUCGUUGGGAGUUUGGGGAAGUGAGCAUCUAGAAAUCUUGCCUC
Messenger RNA from Dipodomys spectabilis (banner-tailed kangaroo rat), 15329 nucleotides. RefSeq names its product ryanodine receptor 1 (gene Ryr1). The record is from RefSeq and is a predicted model, not a curated record. Lineage: Eukaryota; Metazoa; Chordata; Mammalia; Rodentia; Heteromyidae. Gene Ontology annotation, cellular component: sarcolemma; sarcoplasmic reticulum membrane; smooth endoplasmic reticulum. Bases 1 to 15108 code for a protein of 5035 amino acids. Gene Ontology annotation, molecular function: ryanodine-sensitive calcium-release channel activity; protein binding. Gene Ontology annotation, biological process: calcium ion transmembrane transport; intracellular calcium ion homeostasis. The transcript has 106 exons.